AAUAUUUUACCUGACCAGCCUUCAGUUUCCUGUGAAGUCAGUGACUGCUCCUUUUAAGGACACCGUUUUAAUCUGAAGUCUUCGACAGCCUCAGGGCUAAACCGACCCGGACUGCAAGCAGAGCAUCAUGGAGGAAUCUAUCUAUGCUAACGUAGAUACACCAUCAGGUUCUGCGGGCAAAAGGGAGAGUCUGCAAUCAUGCUCGGAGGGUUCUUAUGAAAAUGCAGACACAGGUCAGACUCUGGAGCUUCACACAGCUGGACAUACGCCUUCAGGUGCUCGAGAUGUGAAGAAGAAGUCCUACAGAGUUCCUGCCAUUUGCCUUGGACUGCUGUGUGUUCUCCUUCUGGCUGGAGUCAUCGCUCUGAUUGUACAAUACACCAAAGGCAACUCUGAGUGCAAAUCACACAUGGACCAGUUACAGACCAGAAACUACAACCUGACCAGAGAAAGGGACCAGUUACAGACCAGUAACAACUACCUCAUCAAAGAAAGGGACCAGUUACAGACCAGUAACAGAAAUCUGGCAGAGGAACAAAAGCGUCUACAACAGAAACUGUUGGAAAAUCUUAAUGCUCCUCAAGGAUGGGUGCAUUACAGCGGUAGUUUCUAUUACAUUUCCUCUCUGGAGAAGACCUGGCAGGAGAGUAGGGCUGACUGUCAGAGCAGAGGUGCAGACCUGAUGAUCAUCAACAGCAGAGAAGAACAGAACUUUGUGAAUGGUUUCAAGAAGACCCUGUGGAUUGGACUUUCUGACACACAGACAGAGGGGGAGUGGAAAUGGGUGGACGGGACUCCGCUCACUAAAAGCUUCUGGAACCCUGGAGAGCCAAACAGUCAUCAGGCAUCUGAAGAGGACUGCGUUGAAACACAACAGUAUCAACGGGAAAAUAGCUGGAAUGACGCUCCGUGCCAAAUUAAAAAACCCUGGAUCUGUGAGAAGACGUUUGCUCUGUCAGACACCAAAGGCAACUCUGAGUGCAAAUCCCACAUGGACCAGUUACAGACCAGUAACUAUAACCUGACCAAAGAAAGGGACCAGUUACAGACCAGUAACAACUACCUGACCAAAGAAAGGGACCAGUUACAGACCAGUAACUACAACCUGACCAAAGAAAGGGACCAGUUACAGACCAAUAACAACUACCUGACCAAAGAAAGGGACCAGUUACAGACCAGUAACUACAACCUGACUAAAGAAAGGGACCAGUUACAAACCAGUAACAACUACCUGACUAAAGAAAGGGACCAGUUACAAACCAGUAACAACUACCUGACCAAAGAAAGGGACCAGUUACAGACCAGUAACUACAACCUGACUAAAGAAAGGGACCAGUUACAAACCAGUAACAACUACCUGACCAAAGAAAGGGACCAGUUACAAACCAGUAACAACUACCUGACUAAAGAAAGGGACCAGUUACAAACCAGUAACAACUACCUGACCAAAGAAAGGGACCAGUUACAGACCAGUUACACAAAUCUGGCUGUGGAACACGAGCGUCUACAACAGAAACUGGGGGACAUGACGAAGUUGGAAAAUGAUCUUCGCAGGAAGCUUCAAGGUAAUCUUAAUGCUCUUCAAGGAUGGGUGUAUUACAGCGGUAGUUUCUAUUACAUUUCCUCUCUGGAGAAGACCUGGCAGGAGAGUAGGGCUGACUGUCAGAGCAGAGGUGCAGACCUGAUGAUCAUCAACAGCAGAGAAGAACAGAACUUUGUGAAUGGUUUCAAGAAGAACCUGUGGAUUGGACUUUUUGACAGACAGACAGAAGGGAUGUGGAAAUGGGUGGACGGGACUCUGCUCACCACAAGCUUCUGGAACCCUGGAGAGCCAAACAGCUACCUGUGGUCUGAUGAGGACUGCGUUGAAACAAAGUGGUAUGAAGUGGAAAAUAGCUGGAAUGACGCUGAGUGCCAAGACAAAAAACCCUGGAUCUGUGAGAAGACGUUUGCUCUGUAG
Molecule: messenger RNA, 1960 nt
Organism: Notolabrus celidotus (New Zealand spotty)
Lineage: Eukaryota; Metazoa; Chordata; Actinopteri; Labriformes; Labridae
Product: C-type lectin domain family 4 member F-like
Exons: 10
Coding region: 128-1960 (610 amino acids)
Molecular function (GO): signaling receptor activity
Source: RefSeq, a predicted model, not a curated record